Poecilia latipinna (sailfin molly) is the source of this 1504-nucleotide messenger RNA. Its product is annotated as RNA-binding motif, single-stranded-interacting protein 2-like. Bases 104 to 1303 code for a protein of 399 amino acids. Lineage: Eukaryota; Metazoa; Chordata; Actinopteri; Cyprinodontiformes; Poeciliidae. The record is from RefSeq and is a predicted model, not a curated record. Gene Ontology annotation, molecular function: RNA binding. The transcript is spliced from 14 exons.
CUCGCAGUCUAGCAGCGGGACUCCAGGCUCUCACUUCCCCAGCUGCUGACGUCAGCUGGCAGCCUGGGCUGAGCUCGCCGCUCCGGACAUAGCGCCGAGAAAAAUGCUGCUCUCCGUACCGCCAAGGGCAGGAAUCAACCCCUACAACGGCUACAACAGCAGAAACAGCAAAAAGCAGUCCUAUGUGUCCUCCGGCCACCAGAUGGCACCUCCCAGUCCCAACACCAACAGUAGUAGCAACAGCAGCGGCGGAGGUGGGGAACAGCUCAGUAAAACGAACCUAUAUAUCCGCGGCCUCCACCCAGGAACUACGGACCAGGACCUCGUGAAGCUCUGCCAACCGUACGGCAAAAUCGUUUCCACCAAAGCCAUUCUGGACAAAACUACCAACAAAUGUAAAGGAUAUGGCUUUGUGGAUUUUGACAGUCCAGCUGCUGCACAAAAAGCCGUCACAGCUCUGAAAUCCAGCGGAGUCCAGGCUCAGAUGGCCAAACAACAAGAGCAGGACCCCACCAACCUCUACAUCUCCAACCUGCCGGUGUCCAUGGACGAGCAGGAGCUGGAAAACAUGCUGAAGUCCUUCGGCCAGGUCAUUUCCACGCGCAUCCUCCGGGACGCCAACGGGACCAGCCGCGGCGUGGGGUUUGCAAGAAUGGAGUCCACAGAGAAGUGUGAGGCCAUAAUUCAGCAUUUCAAUGGCAAAUUCAUCAAGACUCCUCCAGGAGUGCUCGCACCCACAGAGCCCUUAUUAUGCAAGUUUGCAGACGGGGGUCAGAAGAAGAGGCAGAGCCAGGGGAAGUACCUCCAGAAUGGAAGGCCCUGGGCGCGAGACGGCGAUACGGGAGGAAUGACGCUAGCGUAUGACCCAACAGCCUUACAGAAUGGUUUCUACUCCUCACCCUACAGUCUGGCUCCAAACCGGAUGAUUGCCCAGACCUCUCUCUCGCCCUACAUGCAUUCUCCUGUCUCCUCCUACCAGGUACACAGUCCGUCCUGGAUGCACCACCAGUCAUACCUCAUGCAGCCAGCUGGCACAGUGCUAACCCCGACAAUGGAGCAUGCCAUGUCCAUCCAGCCCACGUCCAUGAUGGGGCCUCUCACUCAGCAAUUAAGCCACCUGUCUCUGGGCAGCACAGGCACAUAUAUUCCAGCCAACACUACUAUGCAGGGGACUUAUAUCCCCCAGUACACCCCAGUGCCUCCUUCCAAUGUCCCAGUAGAGGAGAAUGGUGGUCAGCAGCAGCAGGUCGCCAUGGAGAAUCCGGCAGAACAUACAAACUACUCCUACCAACACACCAAGUGAAGCUGAGCUCCCACCAAUGAGAAGCCGCAGGGCAAGAAACAAAUCCAACCAAAACAGGAUCAAGCUGGAAGAGAUCUCAACCACAACCAAUCACCGGGACUUGAACACGGAUAACAAAAGGAACACGUGUGUGCCAGUGCGUGUGCUUGUUUGUACUUGUGGGUGAGAAUGUGUGUGUGUGUGUGUGUGUGUGUGUGUGUG